Peronospora farinosa is the source of this 420-nucleotide messenger RNA. Lineage: Eukaryota; Oomycota; Peronosporomycetes; Peronosporales; Peronosporaceae. The record is from the annotation of a GenBank genome assembly.
AUGGGCCCCACGCCCCAUGGCUCAAAAGUGUUACUCGGACCAUCUGAUCGAAGAUCUCCUCGAAUAUCGUCUGGGCAGAAUCGGUACCAAUACGUUACUGGCCACGCCACAGACUUUGGUAAGAAGGUCCUGAAGAUCCUUGAAGCUGGUCGCAAUGAGCGCCGUGACGAUGUGAAAGAGUCUUCGCAGCUGCAGAAGGACGAUGAAUCUGGCAUUGAGAGCGUCGUGAAGGAGCUAUCCGCAAGCCACAGUUGCUCUAAGGAGAAGGUGGAAAAGCGCGAGGAGAAGGAUGAGGAUAUGAUGAUGACCUCGCAAAUCCGUAGUCUGCUCCAGCAGUUCCACCUUGUGCUCACCGUUCAGGAUGCGCUGCUUCUAGCGCACGCACGAUACGCUCCUCCUGGUCGAUCACACGGUGAGUAA